GUCACCAACCAUAUACAAUAAUUGAAUAGCAAGCUUUUCAUUCCUAGUCCUAUUCCUGACCUGCAGCAACUUGACGUUCUACUUUUAAGCUUUAAAAGCUUACAAUCAUUAAUUCUUGACAACAUAUAUAUAUAUAUAACAAAGCUUGUCUCAAGUAAAAAUCGCUUAAUUCCCCAAGCUUUUGAUCUUCGUCGGCCGCCGCACUCUGAUCAUAAAUUCCGGUUCUGAAUAUUUUCCCAGUUGAAUUGAUAAAGUUAUUAUAACUAGUAAUUCCGGCCAUGGAUGAUCAAACUACGUGUGGGGGCUCAAACGACGAUCCAAGAACUUGUCCUCGAGGGCACUGGAGACCAGCUGAAGAUGAAAAGCUCCGGCAGCUCGUCCAGCAAUAUGGCCCUCAGAACUGGAAUUCUAUUGCUGAAAAGCUUCAAGGAAGAUCAGGUAAAAGUUGCAGAUUGAGAUGGUUUAAUCAACUGGAUCCAAGAAUAAACAGGAGGCCAUUCUCAGAAGAAGAGGAAGAAAGGCUGCUUGCAGCUCACAGAAUCCAUGGCAAUAAAUGGGCACUGAUUUCCAGGCUUUUCCCUGGUAGAACUGAUAACGCAGUCAAGAACCAUUGGCAUGUGAUCAUGGCCAGAAAGCAAAGAGAAAAAUCCAAGCUUUGUGGCAGCAAGAGAACCACCCUUGAUCAAGAUAAUUAUAAUGUUGCUCUCCCUCACUCCAAAUCUCCCACUACUUACAUUUUCCGUCGAAAAAAUUCAAGAUUGCAAGAGGAUCAUGAUCCGUUUGGCUCGAAGAUCAGCUUUGAGAAUGGUGGGAUUUUGGACUUACACAGCCAAAGCAAAGACAAAAUCUUCUCUAUGUCCUCCUUCUCUGGUUCGUACACACCCUGGCCUAAUAAUUUAUCUCCUGAUUUAUUCGGAACAAAAAGUUACAAGUCGCCUAGUUCUGCAUCCAUCGGUUCAAACCAUCAGACCAACUUUUCAAUAUUCAGUCCCAAUGAGGAUUCCGUUUCAGCCCUCAAUAACAAGAGGACCCUUUCAAAUACCUUUAGUUGUUUGGACUAUGGGUCGAAAAUUAACAGAGAUUUUUCAAGUAUUGGAGAAAAUUCACUCCCCUUUGGCAAGACCAGGACGAGUGUCAAUCAGCAGCAGCUUGAAGAAAAGAAGAAUGUUCCCUUCAUAGAUUUUCUUGGUGUCGGAAUCUCUUCUUGAUGAUUGGUAUAUUAUUCGCUUCUUUUUCUAUCUUCAAUUUACAUAUAUAGUUACAAUGUUAAAUUGGGGAAUAUUAGGUCGGCAACGUUCGAAUUUAGGGUUGUGUAGUGUUGUGUGUUUGCAUGGAUGUAUGCAUGUUGGUCUAGUUAAUGUAGUUCCCCUCUGUAAGUUAGAUUAGUUGAUGAUAGGUGAGGAUGUUUGGUUUUCUACGUAUAGCUAAUUAAGAUCUUUGUUGAAUUUAGAAUCCCUCCUGAAAUUUGUAGGGUGGAGAUGGAUGUAGGGCUUGAAUGUUUGUGAUGUAGCUUACAAUUUUUGGGAAGAUUUUCUUUUGUAUCUACUCCUACAAAGAUCAUGUGGAGAUGUUAAAUUUUGUGUGUUUC
Molecule: messenger RNA, 1588 nt
Organism: Sesamum indicum (sesame)
Lineage: Eukaryota; Viridiplantae; Streptophyta; Magnoliopsida; Lamiales; Pedaliaceae
Biological process (GO): regulation of DNA-templated transcription
Cellular component (GO): nucleus
Molecular function (GO): DNA-binding transcription factor activity, RNA polymerase II-specific; RNA polymerase II cis-regulatory region sequence-specific DNA binding
Source: RefSeq, a predicted model, not a curated record